AUGUCGUUCUUCAGCACCAUUAAGGGUUUUACGAGGAGUUCGAAGAAGAAAAACCAAAAUAAGCUGGGUAACAAUUAUAACGAACUUUACUUGAACAACGACUCAUCCACAUCGCUAAAUUACAACCAAAACACGCAGGCGUCAAUAUAUUCAAAUAACAAUGGAUCCUCGCUUUCCCUAAGAAGGACGCAUUCACCAUCCAAGCAAUCUGUCAGAUCGCUUAAAUCCACCAACCAGACUCGCCAGCAACCAAGCAAACAGGCACCAAAGCCGCUUUUCAUUUGUGAGCCAUUUGUAAAAAUUGCGCUUGUUAAAGGCUCAUACAAAACCAUCGUUCAACUACCGAAAUAUGUGGAUUAUCAUGAGUGGUUAGCCCUAAACACUUUUGAACUAUUUAAUCAUCUGAACAAAUUUUAUGGAGUGAUAGCCGAAUACGUGACUCCUGACCGCUACCCGAUUAUGACCGCAGAUUCAAAAACUGAAUACGUCUGGAUGAUGCCUAACGGCAAAACCGUCUCUCUUCCUGCGAAUCAAUAUAUUGAUCAUGCCUUGACAUGGAUGAACAAUAAAAUCAACGACCAGACAAUAUUUCCAACAAAAUCAGGAAUGGCAUUUCCUCCUUCCUUUUUGAAGGAAAUUAAGGGGAUAUACAUUCAAAUGUUCAGAAUUAUUGCGCACAUCUUUCACAAUCACUUUGACAAGUUGGUCCAUCUGUCACUAGAAGCACAUUGGAACUCGUAUUUUGCUCAUUUCAUUUCGUUUGUCAUUGAAUUUGACUUAAUCGAUAAGCAUGAACUUGAACCUCUGAGAAUGCUAAUUGACAACUUGGAAACACAGGGGAAAAUUAUACCAUUUAGUAAGGAUACUCUAUAG
This is a messenger RNA of Ogataea parapolymorpha DL-1, 873 nucleotides long. RefSeq names its product CBK1 kinase activator protein MOB2. Gene Ontology annotation, molecular function: protein kinase activator activity. Gene Ontology annotation, biological process: signal transduction; positive regulation of protein phosphorylation; cell division. NCBI's taxonomy places the organism in Eukaryota, Fungi, Ascomycota, Pichiomycetes, Pichiales, Pichiaceae. The record is from RefSeq and is a predicted model, not a curated record. The coding region runs from base 1 to 873 and encodes 290 amino acids. The transcript is spliced from 2 exons. Gene Ontology annotation, cellular component: cytoplasm; nucleus.